Messenger RNA from Brassica oleracea var. oleracea, 1538 nucleotides. RefSeq lists its product as uncharacterized. Lineage: Eukaryota; Viridiplantae; Streptophyta; Magnoliopsida; Brassicales; Brassicaceae. The record is from RefSeq and is a predicted model, not a curated record. The coding region runs from base 867 to 1508 and encodes 213 amino acids. The transcript has 2 exons.
UUUUUUUCAAUUAUUUUCUGAGAACAAAUCGCGUUGGAGAGAGAUAGAGAGAGAGGGGUCAGAAAAAAAAAGAGAGAAAGGCGACUGGGUGCUGUGCUCGACGCCCUAGCAAACCUCGGCCUCCUUCUCUUCUUCUUCUUCCUCGUCGGCCUCCUUCUCUUCUUCUCUUAUUAUUUCUCUAAACUCUCUGAUUUUUGGUUUAUCUCUUCAUAUUCAUGCUAAGAACUGAUAGAUCUGUGUUGUGGUUGUCGAAAGCUGAUAGAUUAAGGUUCGUGCUGUGUACAAGAAGUACUCAAAGAUCGAGAACGGAGGUGUUGCUUUGGUUUCACCAACCAAGUCGCUAUUGGGUUCUGCUGCUGCUGAUUCGAAGAAGCCUUGAGUGAUGGCAGAAGAAGGCGAUGGACAGGGCUAGAGAAGAAAGAGACAGGAAGAAGCAGACAACGUAGAGUUUAGGUUUUUGGUUUAUUAGGUUUGUGAUAAGAUACUAAGAGAACGUGGCCAUCUCCAUAAAUUAAUUGUUAAGAUAGUUUAGUUUCCAUAUUGCAUUUUAUUUAGUGGGAUUAUGCUUCCUUAACUUAAGGGUGUGUAUUGCUUCUUACCCACGUUUGUUUCACGUAGCAGUUAGUUUAUUUCUUUAGUAUUGUAUUUAAGCAUGAGUUGAGAAGAGAAGAAAUAUGAAAAGAAAAUUGCAGUAAACUUGUCCUUGAGAACCCAAGUGUUCUUGUUCUUGUGUUCUUGUUUUGAUCAACAUUGAUUGCCCUUGGCAAGGGACCUAUCAAUGGUAUCAGAGCAGUUCUGUUCUUGUUGACGGCAUUCCGACGAAUCAACGUUCAGCAGGAACCAAACUAUCCUUGGAGGCAUAAUCUAUGGACCUCUACACCGAGAUCUAUGGAGCCCCUAUCUUUGAUGUCUAUGACGAUGAAGAGCCAAGCUAUGAUGUCUAUGAUGAUGCGGUUCCGAUUAAUGGUGAUGAAGACUCGCCGUUUCUAGGCUUUGAGUAUUUUGAAAAAAAUAUUCAAGCCAUGGAUUCAAAGAUUGUUGAAGACUCAAGCUUUGCUCCUUUACCGAACAAGGACUUAUUCAAAGAAUUCAUUGAUGUGUCCCAUAUUGAAGCCGUUAUCACACGACUUUGGAUCCAAAGCGUUGCGCACAAAACAUAUGGGCUCUCCAUUACUGCUCCUACGCAUCCAAUCCAAAGCCAUGAACUGCCGACCUCAAAACCAAAGAUGCUCAACGAAGAACAACCAGUUCCUGGUAAACCACCACCGUUACGAGAUAAGAAGUUCACACCGUCAUGUGUAUUCAGAAAAGGGGUUCUAGCUACAAGUCAUUCACCUCCACUCCGCCACAAUGCGAUUCUUCUUAUCAAACCUGAACGUGUCUUCCAAAGUCGGCUUGUGAGACAAGAAAGCGUUUGUUUUCUGGAUGUUUUAUUAUGUGGAAAUUAUUUGCUCCUCAGAAAGCUACGUGGAUUCAGAGAAGCUUCAAUGUUUUGUGUCAAACCUUGAGGACAAGGUUGUUUGGAGGAUGGGAGUAUU